AUGCAUGAUCAGGAAAUAAAUAACUGUAAAAAAACUUCUUCACCUUCCUCAUCCACUUCAGUCUCUACUACAAAUGAAGCACUAGAAACUCUUCCACUCUACACAACCACUGAAGCCAAAACAACAACUUUAGCCACCACUACCAACAAGGCCCCAGCAACCUCUAGAGCAGUGAGAACCACCUCAGUCCCUACUAAAACCUCUAUCACUUCUACUACCACUGAUGUAACAAUUACUAUCACCUCUACCAUUGAGACCCCAACAACCACUGCCGCAACAACCAAUGAAACUGCCAUAACCAUUGACACCCCAACAACCAAUGAAACUGCCACAACCACUGUAUCUCCUACUACCAUUGAAGCACCAACAUCCACUGAAGCUGCAACAACUACUGUAUAUCCUAUUACCACUGAAGCCUCAAAAACCUCUGAAAUUGCAACAACCACUGUAGCUUCUACUACCACUGAAACCCCAGCAACUGAAGCUGCCACACAUACAUUACCUCCUACUACCACAGUCACUGAAGCCCCAAUAUCCCUAACAGCAACUGAAGCUGCAACAAGCACUAAUUCAGGUACUACGACUCCACCUGAAACAAGCAUUGUUUCAAUUACUACAACUCCACUUCCUCAAACAAGUACGUCUUCUGGGAUUAUGACUCGACUUCCUGAAACAAGUACUACGACACCACUUCCUGAAACAAGUACUACGACUCCACUUCCAGAAACAAACACUGCUUCAGGUACUACAAAUCCACCUCCUGAAACAAGCACUGCAUCAGUUACUAAAACAAGCACGUCUUCAGUAACUACGACUCCACUUCCUGAAACAAGCACUGAUUCAGAUACUACAACUCCACUUCCUGAAACAAGUACUACGACUCCACUUCCUGAAACAAGCACUGAUUCAGAUACUACAACUCCACUUCCUGAAACAAGCACUGCAUCAGUUACUAAAACAAGUACGUCUUCAGUAACUACAACUCCACUUCCGGAAACCAGCACUGCUUCAGUUACUACAACUCCUCUUCCUGAAACAAGCAGUGAUUCAGUUACUACAACUCCACUUCCUGAAACAAGCACUGUUUCAGUUACUACACCUCCACUUUCUGAAACAAGCACUGCUUCAGAUACUACAACUAAACCUCCUGAAACAAGCACGGCUUCAGGUACUACAACUACACCUCCUGAAACAAGCACUUCUUCAGGUACUACAACUACACCUCCUGAAACAAGCACUGCUUCAGGUACAACAACUACACCUCCUGAAACAAGCACUGCUUCAGGUACAACAACUACACCUCCUGAAACAAGCACAACUCCACUUCCUGAAACAAGCACUGCUUCAGGUAAUACAAUUCCACUUUAUGAAACAAGCACUGAUUCAGAUACUACAACUCCACAUCUGGAAAUAAGCACUGCUUCAGUUACUACAACUCCACUUCCUAAAACAAGCACUGUUACAGGUACUACGACUCCAGGUCCUGAAGCAAGCACUCCAUCAGUUACUACAACUCCACUUCCCAAAACAAGCACUGUUUCAGCUGCCACAACCAUUGGAGCUCCAACUACCACUGAAGCUGCUACAACCACAAAAGUUGCCUCAACUACUCUAACUCCUACUUCCACUGAGGAGACCCCAACAACCACUGAAGCUGCCACAAUUAUAACUCAUACUACCACUGAGGCCCCAACAACCACUGAAGCUACCACAACUACUGUAGUUCCUACUGCCACUGAGGCCCCAACAACCACUGAAGCUGCAACAACUAAUAUAGCUUUCACUACCACUGAGCUGCAGCAACUACUGCAGCUCCUACUUCCACUGAGGCCACAACAACCACUGAAGCUACACAACUUCUGUAGCUCCUACUACCACUGA
Messenger RNA from Penaeus indicus, 1881 nucleotides. RefSeq names its product mucin-2-like. The transcript is spliced from 7 exons. The record is from RefSeq and is a predicted model, not a curated record. The coding region runs from base 1 to 1881 and encodes 626 amino acids. NCBI's taxonomy places the organism in Eukaryota, Metazoa, Arthropoda, Malacostraca, Decapoda, Penaeidae.